AUGAGCGGAGAACUAAAGAUUAUUGUAGCAGGACCUUUAAGCUGCGGCAAGUCUGAAAUAGCAAACAUCCUCUCUAACGCAUCGAAAGGCUACACAGGAAAUUAUACACCAACAAUCGCAGUCAGAAUCCUCGAAUUUUCAAGUGCAUUAGAUAUUAAUGGCAUGCAAACAUCUAUUGAUAUUCAAUUAUGGGAUACUAGUGGUGAUGAAAAAUAUUCACUUACAUGGCCAGCAAUUGCUAAGGACGCUGAUGGUAUGUUAUUAGUAUAUAAUGGAUACAAGAAGAAAGAUGCUCAAGCUAUCGAAAGAUACUGCCGCGAGCUUGGUAAGGAACUUAGCUCUAAGCAAGUCUUAGUUGUUGCACAUAAGAUUGGCGAGUCUGAAGAUAAGAUAGCUUCUCCAAAGCUUCCAAAGGGCUUUGAACCAAAGAUUGUUGCUGCUGAUGCUAAGAACAACUUCAAUGAAUUCCAAGAGAAGUUUGAAACCUUUGCUGCAGAGUGUUAUCAGAUGAAGCUAAAGAAGAUUGAAGAAAAGGAGAAACAAAUGUUAGGCGAAACAGUUCAGAAGAAAGUUAAGAAAAUGGUUGAACCAAAGAAGGAAGAAAAAACAGCAGAAGGAGACAUUUCUCCUGAAGAGGAUGAAGCAGAUGCAAUUCCUCCUCCAUCAAAGCCAAAGAUUGCCGAUGAUUAA
Molecule: messenger RNA, 690 nt
Organism: Trichomonas vaginalis G3
Lineage: Eukaryota; Parabasalia; Trichomonadida; Trichomonadidae
Product: GTP binding
Exons: 1
Coding region: 1-690 (229 amino acids)
Biological process (GO): intracellular protein transport
Cellular component (GO): endomembrane system
Molecular function (GO): GTP binding; GTPase activity
Source: RefSeq, a predicted model, not a curated record